AUGGCGCAAACGGCCACAACCGCGGUGCCGCUCGGCUGGUCGGACCAAUCGUGCCCGUGCUGCUUCCGCCCGGGUGCGCCGCUCUGCGAGGACUUUACGCCUUUCGACAUGGCUCUCAAGGUUGCCGGCAUGCGCAGCUUGCUCAAGGCGCACUCUCUCGCGGCAUAUCUUGUGCCUUCGGGCGACGCGCACAGCAGCGAGUACGUCUCUGAGGCGGACAAGCGGCGCGAGUGGCUGACUGGCUUCACCGGCAGCGCCGGAACCGCUCUCGUGACUGCCGACAAGGCGCUCGUGUGGACAGACGGCCGCUACUUUGUGCAGGCGGCCAAGCAGCUCUCGGGGACAGAGUGGGUGCUGAUGCGCUCGCAUGAGCCGGGGGUCCCCACCCUCGAGGAGUGGGUCCGGACGCACUUGCCGGAGGGUGCCGUCGGCGCCGACCCGAGGCUCAUCUCCAUCGACUUUGCCGACGG
This is a messenger RNA of Emiliania huxleyi CCMP1516, 470 nucleotides long. RefSeq lists its product as hypothetical. NCBI's taxonomy places the organism in Eukaryota, Haptophyta, Isochrysidales, Noelaerhabdaceae. The record is from RefSeq and is a predicted model, not a curated record. The annotation marks the transcript as partial. The transcript has a single exon.